Molecule: messenger RNA, 2459 nt
Organism: Maniola jurtina (meadow brown)
Lineage: Eukaryota; Metazoa; Arthropoda; Insecta; Lepidoptera; Nymphalidae
Exons: 2
Coding region: 214-2334 (706 amino acids)
Cellular component (GO): nucleus
Molecular function (GO): DNA binding
Source: RefSeq, a predicted model, not a curated record
AAGUAGGGUCGUUGUGGCAACAGUGGGUCAAGUGGGCACACUGAGUCGGCACCAUAUUGGGCAAAAAGAGUAGGACAAUAGCUGCAUCUCUUUCACAGUAGAUUCGCGUUCAGACGUGACUCGCUUCACGCUAGUCGGUGCGCCGUUCGGAAGUGUGGUGUACGACAUACACGUUAAUUUGUGUUUUAAGACUACAAAAGUAAAAAAAUCACAAUGCCAAAAAAACGCCCGAUAAGUAGAAAAAUUGGUAAUCACACAAAAGAACAAAUGAAGGAAGCGCUUCAAGAAAUUGAGUCAGGAAAAAAGAUACGUGCUGUAGCAAGGGAUAAAAGAAUUCCAUUUUCAACGCUACAACGUUAUGCAGUCAAAGUAAAAGCAUCCAAAAGUACAGAAAAUGUAAAGCUUGUUCCGAAUUAUGAUGUUAAUAGAGUUUUUACGGAUGAGCAAGAACAAGCACUUACUGAAUAUUAUAAAAACUGCGCUCUUAUGUUUUACGGCCUAACAACAAAAGAUUGUCGAAAAGUUGCAUAUGAAAUGGCUGUUAUAAACAAAAUUAAAAUGCCACAGUCAUGGAUUGUUAACCAGAUGGCAGGUAUCGACUGGUUAAAAUCUUUUCGCAAGCGUCAUAAUGAACUUUCUUUACGCAAACCGGAAGCUUGCAGUCUGGCUAGAGCAACAGCUUUUAAUAAGGAAACCGUGAAGGUCUUUUUCGAUAAUCUACAAGAAGUUUAUAAAAGACAUUCUGCAUUUGCUGAUGGUACCAGAGUGUACAAUCUUGAUGAGACGGCAACGGUUACAGUGCAGAAACCCCAAAAAGUAAUAGGUCCUAAAGGUAAGAAUAUCGGGAAAGUAACAAGUGGCGAAAAAGGCACCCUAGUAACAACUUGCUGCAUUAUCAGUGCAGCUGGUCAAGCUUUGCCACCGGUACUUAUUUUCCCAAGGAAAAACUAUAAGGAUCACAUGAUUAAAGGUGCUCCCCCUGGAACAUUAGGGCUAGCUACACCAUCUGGUUGGAUGAAUAGCGAGUUAUUUGUCGACACAAUCAAACACUUCAUCAAAAACACAUCGAGCUCUAAAGAAAACCCUUCAAUAUUAAUUAUGGAUAACCACGAGUCGCAUUUGUGCAUUGAAGCCUUAGAUAUAGCAAAGGAAAACGGUGUGACAAUAUUGACACUACACCCUCAUACGUCAGCAAAGCUGCAACCUUUGGAUGUGGGCAUUUAUUCUCCAUUUAAAAGCUACUACAACGCCGCUAUGGAAUUAUGGCUGCUAAACAAUCCAGGAAAAGGUGUAACAAUAUAUGAUUUAGCUGAGCUGAUAGGGACCGCAUUUAUCAGAACCAUGACGCCAACAAAUAUUAUUAAUGCCUUUAAAAAGACCGGGAUCCAUCCUUUUGAUAGGAAUGUUUUCACAGAAGAAGACUUUUUACCGAGCGCUGUGACUGAUCGUCCCAAUCCUAAUGUCCCCCAAAAUUCACUUAACGUAUCAUUUCAAGAUAUCAGCGAAAUUGAGCAAAAUAGUCCGACAAUUCUAGAAAAGGAAACACUCCUUGGGCCAUCAGUAAAUUCUCCAACUUUUCAGCAAGAGCCAGAGCAUGACUCACGACAAGAACCUCUAGAGUCACAGAGAGAACAACCCCAAGAACCACCCAAGCCUCAGUGUUCUAAGUCUAAAGAUACAUCGCUAUUAUCAGGUGGUUUUGUCAGCCCAAGUCAGUUUAGACAACCCCUCAAAGCUAUGCCAAGGGCAAACAUAAGAAGAAGAAGAAAACCUGGUCGCAGCUUAAUCGCCACGGAUACACCGGAGAAGGAAAAUAUUAGACUACAAAGAUCGGAAAUCAAAAAAAGAAAAUUACCCAAGCAAAACAAUACAAAUAAACCAAAUAAAAAAGCAGUUAGAAAAAUCUUGCAGAGUGAAUCAGAAGAUGACGCUGAAAACUUUUCUCUUGACGACGAAGACUCCGAUUGGUGCGAGGAAGACGAAGUUGAAGACGAAAUUGAAAUUCUAACUGAUCAAAAAUUACAGCUCAAUGUCUUGCCUCGAGUUCUGAAGGAGGAAGAUUACGUUCUCGUUCGUUUUUCAACUAAGAGGAAAAGUAUUUAUUUUGUAGGAAAAGUUUUGCAAGACCGUAAUGAAAACUUAGAAUAUUACGUGAGCUUCCUCCGUGUAAAUCGCAAAUAUCAGUUCCACAUGCCAAGUAAUCCUGAUUUGUCAUACGUUAAGGAGUGUGAUGUAAAACUUAUAUUGCCUAAGCCUUGUGUAGGAGGAAGCACCUUACGCCAACAGUCUUACUACUAUUUCAAUGUUGACUUUUCCCAAAUUGAUAUCCGUUAGUUGAGAUUGAUUUUAUAUUAUGUCGAAGUUCAUAAAAAAUAUCAAGUUACUAAGAUCUCAAUAAUUGUGAUUCAUAGAGUUGGUAGGCAAUAAAAAAAAUAAAGAAUUCAUUAUUUUGUUUGAGA